UCGACUUCUACCUGCAGGGCGAGCACUGACGAACCAGCAGGAAAGAGUGCUCAUUGAGAUGCUUGUGGCCGCCGUGCGACAGGCUGCAGAGGGCCGCCCACCUGCCGGCCGCCGACUGGGCAAGAAAGCGGCCAGGGAGGUGGACGGGACCCGCCGCUGGCGUGAGCAUGCCAACAUGAGCCGACACUUUGUCAAGGUGCUGCCCCGGCUGCUCUCCAAGUUUGCAGCAGACAAAGAGAAGGUGACCCCCCUCCUGCAGAUCCCACAGUAUUGCAACCUGGACGUGUACGACAUGGACGGCCUGGGCUCGUACCUGGACGCAGCCCUGCUAGAGCUAGACUGCCUGGUGCAGCGGCACUCAGACGUGGCGGUGCUGGAGGCCUGUGCCCGCGCCUACGGCACCUACUGUGACGAAGGGGGCUCUGCCCACUGCCAGGCUGCCCCCGCCUGCAGCCGGCUGGUGGACAUGCUGGUGGACGUGCUGACCCCACUGCUGGACGUGUUCAUCCAACGCGAGAAACAGGGCCUGUUCCUUGGACACGGUGAGAUGGGGCGGAUCUGCUCCACGCUGCGGAGACUGGCUGCCUUCUACAGUGCACACGACCUGAGCAGCUGGAACCUGUACGAGAAGAUGGAUAGCCUGCUUACUUUCCGCAGGCACCAGGGCAGCCUGCCCACUGAGGUGAGCCCCACCUGGCACCUUGCCCCUCCCCGGGCCUCAGCUGACACCGUCCUUCCCAUGCGUGGGCUGGCCUUUGCCUUCUCUGAGUCCCCAGUGCCUGAAGAGGAGGCUCGGCAGCGCUUCCCCAACCUCAGCUUCCUGCUCGUGCUGUCCGAGUUCUCCUGCAAGAUCCCACCAGCCAAGCGACAAGCUGCGUGA
Molecule: messenger RNA, 880 nt
Organism: Neomonachus schauinslandi (Hawaiian monk seal)
Lineage: Eukaryota; Metazoa; Chordata; Mammalia; Carnivora; Phocidae
Product: cohesin subunit SA-2-like
Exons: 9
Coding region: 59-880 (273 amino acids)
Biological process (GO): sister chromatid cohesion
Cellular component (GO): chromatin; cohesin complex; nucleus
Molecular function (GO): chromatin binding
Source: RefSeq, a predicted model, not a curated record